Molecule: messenger RNA, 3770 nt
Organism: Plodia interpunctella (Indianmeal moth)
Lineage: Eukaryota; Metazoa; Arthropoda; Insecta; Lepidoptera; Pyralidae
Product: mutS protein homolog 4-like
Exons: 19
Coding region: 118-3414 (1098 amino acids)
Biological process (GO): reciprocal meiotic recombination; mismatch repair
Cellular component (GO): nucleus
Molecular function (GO): ATP-dependent DNA damage sensor activity; mismatched DNA binding; ATP binding
Source: RefSeq, a predicted model, not a curated record
AGAGGGGGGUUACCCCUAUUACAUACAUCAUCAUACAAUGCAAAUGCAAAUCGAAUACUUUCUAAUGCAGCUCCUCGAUAUUAUUUCAAUAAACAUGCUGGAAGCAAUGCUAAUCCUAUGGGACCACCAUCUGGUCCUCCACGGACUUUGAAACGCAGGCUAGUGACAUCUAACUCCACCAAGCCGGAGUCUUCUUCUGGCGGAAGACCUGGGCCUAAAGUCAUAGCCAGUGAUUCUGCAGUGGACACUACUCAGGGCAUGUGCACGCCUAGGAACAGGCCCAACGCUCUCAGAUAUAUCAGCAGUAGUAGCAGAGGUGGUCAUAGUGGCAACAGAUCUGCACGGUCUACGAGUACAUCAGUAGUUGAUGCUAGUGUCAUUCUGGCAAUAUCUGAAGGCAGAGGGAUGGCUAGAGGUGAAAUAGGUAUAGCAGCAGUAGAUCUCAGACAUCCGCAUCUGGUACUCUGUCAGUUUAGCGACACUCUCCUUUAUACGCAUACUUUGACGAAAAUCAAUUAUUUCAACCCUGUAGAGAUAAUAGUACCUCACACGUUUUGUGAAGGAGUGAAACCCAAUCAGUUGUACCAGUUGAUAAGAGACACCUACCCCCUGGUAAAUCUGACCACUGUUCAACGUAGGCAUUUCAACGACGCGGCUGGAAGACAACAGAUACAGACUCUAUGUGCGCCGCAAUACAGUGCUGUGUAUCUGCAAGUCCAUCAGAAAUUUUACGCAUUAACGGCGGCUGCGGCAGUUUUAAAAUAUGUUGAGUACAUCCAAUGCAUAGUAUUUAUGCGAGAAUCCUUGAAGAUAGAAUAUCAUUCUUCUGAAAAUACUAUGAUCAUCGAUUUCGGAACCUCAACUCAACUAGAGUUGGUUCAGCCUCUGGACCCAUCAGCUGGGGCUACCUGUUGCCUCCUAGGCGUCCUUGGUCCCACGUACACUAUUGGUGGGAUUAGGGCCCUGAGGGCUUGUAUACUUCAACCGUCGUGUAAAAAAGAAUUUAUCGAAAAUAGACUCGACGCGGUCCAAGAUCUAAUUGAAAAUGUAGACGGGCUGAUGUCAGAUUUACAGGAUGUAAUUAAGAAACUGUCAGACGUAGACAAAAUUCUUCUCCUCUGCAUGGAAACAUCGAAUCAAACCAUGGACAAGCUGGGAGAGGCGCAGUUGAAUCAAAUGCUGUUAUUGAAGACGACGAUGGACAUCGUGCCACAAAUAGUGGAGGCACUGGCCUCGGCGAACAGCGGGAGGCUUUUAAAAAUCAAAUUGGAUUUAGAAAACCCAAACUACCAACAAAUAGCUGACCGAAUUCGAAGUAUCAUACAAGAAGACGCCCACCUUGAAAAAGGCGCUAUGGGCAGUUUGCAGCGUUGCUUCGCCGUAAAACCCCAAAUCAAUGGCUUACUCGACGUAGCCAGAAGAACAUACUCCGAACUCAUAGAUGAUAUACAGAAAAUGGUUGAACAAUUGGCUGAAACAUACGAUCUGCCUUUACGACUAAAUCAAAACGUCAUGAAGGGUUUUCACAUAGUUCUUCCUGUUGCACCCAAAAAUAGGCGAAGUUUCAGCGUGGGUGACCUGCCUGAAAUAUUUAUACAGGUGCACAACAGUGGUGCUAGUGUCAGCAUGACGACAGAAGAACUGGUCGUAUUGGACCAACAAGCCAAAGAAUCUCUGAAAGAAAUACAGAGAAUGAGCAAUAUAGUAAUCUCAAACCUCCUAAAAGAACUUCGUCCCUUCAUGUCGAGUCUUUAUACCCUGUGUGAAAACGUUGCGGAACUUGACAUUUUGUUAGCAUUUGCACAGGCAAGUUCCAUUAGUUCGUACAUCCGUCCUGACUUCGGCAACUAUUUGGACAUAAGGAACAGCGUACACCCACUUCUAGAUUACAACAGUCAAGUAAUGCCGGUACCAAAUGAUAUUUACGCAAGUCCAGAGCAAAAUUUUACGAUUAUAACUGGCCCUAACAUGGGAGGUAAAAGCAUCUACAUAAAACAAAUUGCAGUCCUUCAAGUCAUGGCGCAGUUGGGCUGUUUCUUGCCAGCAACCAAUGCAGUGGUGAGAUUGUGUGAUCGCAUAUUCUCAAGAAUCGGUUUCAAUGAUAGCGUUGAGUUGAAUGCUUCAACCUAUGUAUUUGAAAUGAAAGAAAUGCAACACAUAUUGAGAAGCCUUACAUCGUCAAGCUUAGUCAUUAUAGACGAGUUAUGCAGAGGAACGUGCACGGAAGAAGGCACGAGUAUAGCGUGGGCUAUUAGCGAAGAACUCCUUAUAAGCGACGCAUUUACGUUUUUUACUACACACUUCAUAUAUUUGACAAGACUAAAGGAUUUAUAUUUCAACGUGGUCAAUUGUCAUACUGCGGUCGCUGAAGAGAACGUCCCCGAUUCACAAGAGACUCAAAAGAGACUUAUAUAUCAACAUAAAAUUGAACCAGGUAUAACAACUAUAGACCGCUACGGCUUAGCAUUAGCUGCUAAAACAAAUUUGCCACAAGAUACAGUCAAGUUAGCUGUAGAACUUGCUGAGCUUAUUACUCAAAGUCGACAACCUCAAGAAAUAAGGGCACCACAAAAAUGUGACGAAGAAGUACUCUAUCAACUGAACGCAGACUUGCAAUCAAAAUUGCGAAGAAAUGAAUUGUCCGAUGAACAAAACAGACAAUUUUUACGAAACUUCAAAUCUGAACACCCAAAUUCAGUAGAACGUUUACGGAUUCAAAGAGGCCAAAGCAAUAAUACUAGGACAGAUAGCAGCGCUCACAAUUCAACUGGUGUUAAUUCUAAACAAAUAGCAUUUUCGUCUGAUAUUAAUACAUCUACAAUCAAAAUAGUUGAGGAACAAAGACCCAAUAAAAUUGUACCGAAUCAAUCUCCCGUCAUAUACAGUAUCGAUAAUGGUAGAGUCAUAAAAGAAAAACCAAAUGGUUCAAAUUAUACUACAGUCAAAUCUUCUGGACAAUUACUCAAUUCUGUUAUACAAAUGGACAAAGACAUAAACGACAACAUUUAUACUCAGGACGAAUUUCCUGAUGUAAUUAUAUCCAAUCACGAAAAAAAUCGCAGUAUAGCUGGUUCUCAGAGAGACAGUAUGAAACUCUUCCAAUAUAAUGAAAACGUUAAAAGUCAGGAAAAUAAUGAAAACACAAGACAGUCAGAUAGUAAGAACGAAACAAAAUCAAUUCAAGAAAUGAAUGAAACUUAUUUUGAUAGUGACGACGAUUCAGACAUCGCCGAAGCAGCCACUCAAAUUUUAGAAGAAUAUUCUAUAAUGGACGAGAGUAACGAUUCUGUAAAUAGCGACAUAUCUGUAGAUGAACAACUGAUGAGAGAAACCGUGGAAGAGAUCAACGAAGAAAUAACCAGUGGUGUGUCUGUUGACAAUAUUGUACUUACACCUCCGAUGGAUUUUCAAUAAUUACAAAUAUUUAAAUGAAAAAUGUUUUUUAUCAACUUUGUGCAAUAAAAAAAUAUUGAGUUGCUUGCUUUUAAAGAUUCUAAUUAGAAGACUCAUUCAUGUAUUAGUCAUGAAUGGUUUUUAAAAAGUACCUAUUUAAGGAAACCAUUUUACCGUCGUUAUUUUAAUAUCGAUUUCGAUUCUUCGAUCGAUCGAUUGAUUCGAUUUUUGACCUCUUGCUGUUUGAUCUUGGGUCACUGAUAUACUUAAUACAUUUCUGAGAGAAUACUUAAGUUUUGACUUUAAUAUUGUUUUCAUCAGGAGUCAAGUUCAAGUGUUUAUUUUAAUAAAGGUACUUGAUGAUGAAAAAAAUAAAA